AUGCUGAGAGGCACUGGGGAACAGCCCAAGGAAAAUCCUCAGCCGGCCCCCCGGCGAAUCUUCCAGGAGAGGCAGAGGAUCACGGGUUUGCCUUUGUACUUCCAAGGUUACCUCUCUGUCCGGCGCUCAAGAUGCCAGCAGUUCUUUCACUUUCAGCAUUUUGGAGGAAUUUUGCUCUUCUUUUAUGAUGAUAAGAAAGCUCCAACAUACUCACAGAAAUUAGAUAUAUCAACUUUGACCUCAGCAACCAAUGUUUAUCCAGAUGAAAAUGGCUCCGCACAGUUCAUCCUGAUGCUGUCAAACGGGGAACUAGAACUGAAGGCUAAUGACUGUGAAUGUGGGAAAGAAUGGAAGGGUUUUAUUCUCACCGUAACAAAGCUGUCACUUCCACCAGCUGAGUCAUUACUACCUGGGCAACUUACAAGAAUGCAUGAAGUGCUAGAGAAGGAAAAGAAAAGAAGGAUUACACUUAACAACUGUUGCAGCACAUCCCCAAACAGAAAAAACCCUCCCAGCACUGCACUGACCACCAUGCCAGUGUGCUUCUAUGCAGUAUCUCGGCAAGAAGCGACAGAGAUGUUACAAAAGAACCCUUCAUGUGGGAAUUUGAUCCUGCGUCCCGGAAGCGACAGCAAGAACUACGCAAUCACUGUCCGACACGAGCUGGAUGCCCCACGCUUAAAGCACUACAAAGUGAUGUCCAAAGGAACAAGUUAUGUUAUUGAAUUGGAAAGACAGGUGACGCUCCCAAGCCUUCAGGAUGUUGUCAGUUACUUUGUGACUCAAACCCGAGGGAACCUGAAGCCCUUUGUCAUACAGACGCACACUGCAGAGGACCCAGUGUGCUGA
Molecule: messenger RNA, 849 nt
Organism: Opisthocomus hoazin
Lineage: Eukaryota; Metazoa; Chordata; Aves; Opisthocomiformes; Opisthocomidae
Source: RefSeq, a predicted model, not a curated record